This is a messenger RNA of Meira miltonrushii, 1814 nucleotides long. RefSeq names its product COX15-CtaA-domain-containing protein. The coding region runs from base 25 to 1707 and encodes 560 amino acids. Gene Ontology annotation, biological process: heme A biosynthetic process. The record is from RefSeq and is a predicted model, not a curated record. The transcript has a single exon. Lineage: Eukaryota; Fungi; Basidiomycota; Exobasidiomycetes; Exobasidiales; Brachybasidiaceae. Gene Ontology annotation, molecular function: oxidoreductase activity, acting on NAD(P)H, heme protein as acceptor. Gene Ontology annotation, cellular component: mitochondrial inner membrane.
UAACUUCCGUCGUGAUCGACAGAAAUGGUCUUGCUAACGGAGAUGCGGCCAUUCUUGGGCUCGCUGCAGAGUCUGAGAGGUAUAAGGGCAACAUCGUCAACGAGAAUAAUCACAAGAUCCUUGAGCCAACAGCCGGCUACACCAAGCUUACAGAGUUUUGCUAGACUGCCAACCCCCAAAGCAAGCAUACAGAGCCAAAUAGCAGGCAAGGACAAGGUUGCACCCCGCUCAAUGUUGAGACUAUUCUCAACUUCAUUCCCACGUCAAGUACAACCUGCUGCUGCCUCUCCCACAACGAGCCAAUCAGAGUCUUCCUCCUCGGAAAGUACUACUUCUUCGAAUUCGGUCGCCUAUCAUUUAUUCUUUUGUGCUGGUUUGGUGUAUCUCAUCAUCGUCGUUGGUGGUUUGACCCGACUUACAGAAUCCGGCUUGAGUAUCACCGAAUGGAACCCUGGUUUCAAAGGAAUGAGCUUGCCAUGGACAGAUGCGGAGUGGGACGCGGAAUGGGAAAAGUACAAACAAACACCUGAAUGGGCAAUUUUGAAUAGACAUAUGACUGUUGAAGAUUUCAAGAAGAUUUACAUGUGGGAAUGGUCUCAUAGAAUCAUUGGAAGAUUUAUCGGUGUUGCUUUUCUCUUGCCGACUGUAUACUUUUUAGCCCGUGGAAAGGUGGCUAAAGGUACCAAAUGGAAAUUACUGGCAAUCGCAUUGGGUAUCGGCUUUCAAGGUGCUCUUGGUUGGUUUAUGGUAAAGAGUGGAUUAACGGCACCCGAAUCUACACCUCCAGUCAUUGCUCAACAACAUCCGAAUACCACCGUUUCAGCAGGAGCAAAGGAAUUGCGCUUGGACGGAAGUGUAAGUCAAGAUUCUCAAUCUAGUGCGUCUUCCGACUGGCAUCCUCGUGUUUCCCAUUUCCGCUUAGCAGCUCAUCUCGGAACAGCAUUUUUGGUGUAUAUGGGUAUGUUGCAUACCGGAAUGUCGAUUUUGCGGGAUAAUAAACUGGUCAACGGAAAAGGCAAAGCAGCAGGUUGGAUGAUGAACGUUGGUGAAAAUGUGCAAAAGUUGGUCAGCGCAAUGCAAAAUCCACGUAUCAAUCGAUUCAGAAACGUUUCUCGUGGUAUGCUAUGUUUGGCAUUCAUUACAUCCAUGUCUGGUGCACUUGUGGCCGGUCUUGAUGCAGGUUUGGUGUACAAUGAAUUCCCCUACAUGGGCGAAGGAAUUGUACCCCCGAAAGAAGAGUUAUUGGAGCAAAAGUAUGCAUGGCAUGGAAAGAACGAUAAAGAUGAGGCAGGAUUGGUGUUUGGUAAUAUGACUCAAAAUCCCGUUACUGUACAGCUCAUGCACCGUACUCUAGCCGUCACAACGCUUAUUAGUGCUAUUGGAUUGGGCUUCUAUGCUCGUAGGGUAUCCCGUUCAAUGAUUACCUCUGUGAAGAUGCCUCCUGCCAUCCCUCGUGUUGCAUCUCUCGUUUCAUUGGCUGCAAUCACGCAAGCAUCUUUGGGAAUUUCAACGCUGAUCUACCUCGUUCCGAUCGAAUUGGCAAGCGCACAUCAAGCAGGAAGUGUUGCUUUAUUGACAGCCAUAACAGCAUUGCUUGCUGUAUUACGUUCGCCAAACAAACGUAUCUUACAAAAAUUGGCAAAUCAGUCAUCUCCAAUUGCCCGUCAAGCAAUCAUUGCUCGCGCUUUGCAAAAAGUGUCCAAGUGAUGUGAGCAGUAGCUAUACUUUCUCGUUAAUUUUCUCACCACCACUUCUUUGCAAUGUAUACUAUACACACACCCGGAAUGAAUAUUAAUACGAUUUCAUUGAGUCUC